CCUCUCAAAUUUAUUUCACUGUAUUAUACUCUUUAAGUAACAUCUCCAAACACUAAUCUUCCCGAUUACUGCUUAUAAUCUUGCUACCUCUACUACUACGGGACCUGAAUCGACCACUGCAUCUUUAUGCUAAUGUGGUGUGGCAACUCCAACUGAUGUACGUACGUAGGAAGUUCUACGUUGUUACUGACUGACUGGCCUGCUAUUCAGCCACACUAUACUAUGGAACAAUACUGUUCGAUAGAUAUAUCUCAUGCAAAAGUCUAACAAAUCGCAAGCAUAAUUCUACUCAUUACUACCAAUAACACAAAUGCCCCAGUAUCUAUUUCUUAAUUAACACUAAUGAAUGCGCAUGUACAGUUGCCAAUCCUUCUCAGAAUUUAUUUAUUGACGUUGACUUAAGGAAUAUCUUAGAUGGUUAAAGUACUAAAUGAUGAUGUUAUUAAAUAAUUUUUGUAAAACUAUGUGUAGUUAAUUUUAACAUUAAUAUUUCCUGUUCAAUUGAUAUUAAAUCUAAUAUAACAGUUAAAAUUGUGAAAUAUCUUCACGGAAUAUUGUAAUUGUAAAGUUUGAUUUCCUCACAGACAGUAACAACUUAACAGAGGAACAAUGAUUUCGUUGAAAAGUAUUCACUACAUAGGUGAUUGAUUUUCAUUGAACAUAUAUCAAAGUGCACCGAAGAAACUAAUAUUCAGCAAAUGAAAACUCUUGACUCUAUCCUACGAAUUGAAGCAUUCCUUCGAAUCAUAAACUAUCACUGUACAUUUUAUCUAUAUUCGAUUGUCGUUAAUCGUUUAUAAACUUCUCGAUUAUGGUGUAGUUAGGCGAAAACUGCAAUUUUCUUGGUUUCUCUUCAAGAAAUUAUUUUGUAUUAUUAGGUAGAAAUUUGCUUGUCGUGUUCAUUUAUUAGACGAAAAUAUGCAAUUCAUUCAAUGAGCGUUUAGAUUAUCUAUUAGCAAAUCGUUAUUAGUAAAAAUAAUAGCACCUGGUCAAAAAACACCGACCAAAUAAGCACACCCAAAACACAUGAAUUCUAAAAGCAAUUGACAUAGAUGAAUCCAAUCCCGUGGUAUCGAUAAAAGCUUGAAGCUGUUAGAUCGGAAACAAAAAAUUAUUGGAAUUAACUAAAUACAAAUUUGAAUAAUAAUUGAACGAACAUUGAAUAACGAACAACGCUAAUCAUUGACUUCUUACGAAACUUUUAUUCAAUUCACAAACAGACGAAAACUUAUGUAAUUUACAGAAGCAUAUAUCUUUCUGUACUCUGAAAGCAUUGACAAACUAAUUUAUAUUUAUUAUAUACAAAAUUGGGAAAACUGAAUUAUGACACAUUUUAUGAUCAAGUCAAAUAUUGAACCAUAGAAGAUAAACAGUAUACACAUUAAUACAAAUAUACAUAUUGAAGUUCAAUGGAAUGAAACAACAAUCAUACAACACAUAAUACAAUGAAAAGUGAAUAACCGUGAAAGUGAAAGGAGAACAUAACAAUCAAAAUAGAUAAUAUAAAUGACAAAAACAAACACAAAACCAAAACACAAUAAAUAAAAAACAUACAGAGUACAUUGACCCCAAAAAAACUGCAAAACAAAAGAACAGAAAAUCAUCAACACAUCACAAAGCCAUCAAUCAAAAGAUGGUGUGAUGUUUGAAUGAACUAAUGAUACCGUUGUACUUGUUGAAUGCUCGAUUUCGAAUUCCAAAUACAAUACAUUCGUUUGUGCUUGUAUCACUUCUUAAUUCAAUUGUGUUAAUUCCGGGAUUCCUAGUUCAUACAAUUCAAAUAAUUCAAAGCAUUAUAUUGGCGUCGCGAUGGAGCCUGCAAUGGAAAAGUUAGAUAUUCAUUCAACUCUUGAAGCUUUUGAGGAUUACUUAGAAAGGUUCGAAAUCUGGAGCAUGACUAAGAAAGAUGUUAAAGGUGAAAAAAUUGUGGCACAUUUUCUGACAUUCAUUCGGAGAGAUGCGUACAGUUUAUUAAAAACUUUGGCAUAUCCAGAAAAACCUAUCUCACUCAUGUAAAAUGCACCAGUUUUGAAUGCCGUGAAAGGGCGAAGUUUCAUAAGAUGGUUCGUCAAAAUGACCAAGAGGCUCGGGAAUUCAUCCUUGAAUUACAGAAACAAGCUGCCAAGUGCAAUUUCGGUGAUCAACUUCAUGUGCAACUGAGAGAUCGAUUAAUUGCAGGAAUUAACAUACCGAGUUUGGAAAGAGAGCUGUUAAAAAUGCCAAACUGUUCCUUUCAAGAUGCUAGAACUGCAUGUAUUAACUACGAAGCAGUCAAUGAACUUGAUAUCCAGUCGAUGAAGAUUUCUAAUACUUUGCUUAGUCGUCGUGAUUAACUACAAUUUCAGGGUCAAUCAAACUUGAGUUCAUUUAACAGUGAUUCCUAUUCUCGUGUAAAUAUGAAAGGUGUUUCAACAAGGAAUUACAAAGCAAAUCACAAAGGUGAGAUGAAGUUUGGUAAAUGUUUAUCAUGUGGAAAGUCUCAUUCUCGCAAUUCAUGUGCAUUUCGUAAUGCUAAAUGUUUUAAAUGUGGUAAGAUAGGACACAUUCAGUCAGUAUGCAAAGCUACUGUCCAUUUUGCUUUAAGCUGUACUCAAUCUUGUAAUUUAAACUUCAAUAAUUCGGAUGUUUCUAGUGAUCAUUUAUCUUUGUCUACUAUUUCGAAAGGUAAUGCUUACGUUCAAAAACGACUACAUACAUCGCUUGGUUCAUUUCAUGACUUUAUUCUGGACACAGGCAGUAUAGAGUCCAUUAUUUCAUUCAAGAACUUGAAAGCUUUAGAUCCUAAUGUUGUUGUACGACCCACUGAAGUAUCAAUAUUGGGGAUUACUGGACAUAGACUGCCCAUACGAGGAUGUUGUGAAUUGCUAAUAAGAGAUGAUAAUUCUUUAUACAUACCUUGUGAAUUUUUAGUUAGCGAAACAGGGCUGUCAAUUUUGGGUUUAAAGAAUUUGAAAAGGCUUAAAGUGGAGUUGUCCUUCCUAGUUUCUAAAGAAAAUUCGGAUACUUUACUUAAAGAUUUGAUAGCUGUGUGCUAAGUGCAGUGGAGGUAUGAAAAUUAAGCCUAUAAAACUUCAAGUACAUGGUGAUCCAGUCUUUCUUAAUAGAUGAAUAAUUCCUUAUGGUCUUCGAGAUGCAGUACGUAAGACAUUAAACGACUUGUGUGCGAAAGGCAUAAUUGAGCCAAUUCAGUCUUCAGCAUGGGGUACUCUUAUCGUUACACCACUGAAGUCGGACGGCAAGACCCCUGGAAUUUGUGGUGACUAUAGAUUAACUCUGAAUUCCCGUUUCUUGAAGCAAACGUGCACGACGGUAGAAGCUGAAGAUAUUCUAAAUCGACUUCAUGGUUCUAAAGUGUUCUCGAAAGUUGACCUAAAAGAUGCUUAUCUUCAAAUUCCUUUAGAUGAAUCUUCACUCCUUUUGGUCUGUUCAAAUACAAUUUCCUUCCAUUUGGUCUAAGUUGUUCUGCAGCCAUAUUUCAGGAAGUUAUGAAUAAAGUAGUUAGUGAUCUUGAAGGUGUUGAAGUUUAUCAAGAUGAUCUCAUUGUUCAUGGUUCUAAUAAGGUAGUUCAUGACCAGAGACUUAUUGCUUUAUUGCGUCGUUUAGUUGAGAGGAAUAUUACAGUGAAUCCAAAUAAGUGUUCAUUUUGUGUAUUUAAUUUUGAAUGCCUUGGAUACCUAGUUGAUGGUAAUGGUUUUAGACCAAAUAUGAAACGACUAGCUCCACUGACUAAUGCACCGUCUCCGAAAAAUCUUACAGAAUUACGUUCACUAGUGGGUGCUCUUCAAUACUAUUCCCGUUUUAUUCCCAAUUUUUCUUGUCGUGCAAAUUGUUUAUUUAUUAUUUUAACAUACAAUUCAUUCAAAUGGAGUGAGGAACAAGAGUCUACUGAAGUUUCUUCAAAGUGAUGCUGUUCUUCGAACGUAAUCCCCCAAUGUACAUUCUGUGCUUAUUACUGAUGCAUCACCUGUGGGAAUUGGUGCAGUUUUGGAACAGGAAGGUAGACCAGUUAUUUGUGUUUCACGCAAACUUACUGUUACUGAACAAGGUUAUUCACAGACUCAGCGGGAAGCAUUAGCUGUGUUUUGGGCUGUUGACAGACUUCAUAGAUAUUUAUUCGGAAAGAAAUUCACUAUUGUUACUGAUCAUGAAGCUUUAAAGUUUAUUUAUCAUCCCGAAAAAUCCUUAGCACGUUCCUCAGCAGCUAUGGUUCAGCGAUGGAGUACAUAUGACUAUACGGUUCAGCACAGAAGUGCCAAACAGAUUCAACAUGUUGAUUACAUUUCUCGACAGUCAUUACAAGAUAAACCUAUUAAUACUUCGGAUUGUUUGUUAGUGCAGCCUUUACCAGUGAGACGUUCAGAUCUCAUAAGAGAAACUCGUAGAUAUUUUGGAUGUAUACUCAGUGCUAUAAGGAAAGGUUGGAAUGCUAAUUUGAAACGUAGAUUUCCUAUCUAUUUUUCAAAGCGGGAUGAGCUAUCAACAACUCCUGAUGGUAUUCUGUGUUUAAAUGAUCGUGUUGUCAUUCCUUCUUCAUUGCGUAAAUCUGUUUUUGAAGAUCUUCAUAGUGGUCAUUUAGGUGUUGAGAAAAUGAAGUCCUUGGCAAGGCUCACAUGCUGGUGGCCAGAGAUAAAUGCGGAUAUAUGUCGUACGGCAAACAAUUGAGAAAUGUCAUCAGUUGAAAAAUCAUCCUUCGAAAUGGGGGCCAUGGUAAGUAUCGUCUGAGGCCAGGCAGAGGAUUCAUGCUGACUAUUGUGGACCAUUUCUUGGUAAAUACUACGCACCAGUAUUCAAUGAUUCUUUUUCAAAGUGGCCUGAAGUUUUUUUCACAACUUCACCAAAUGAUUUCACAAAACAAGCAUUAAGAAAAGUGUUUAGUCGAGAAGGGGUUCCCAUGGUGUUGGUGACUGAUAAUGGCUCACAUUUUGCUGCAGCUGCAGUCACUACCUGGUUGAACGGUAUAGGGUGCAAACAUCUAUUUACUGCUCCCAGACAUCCGUGUUCUAAUGGUCAGGCAGAGAAUUUUGUUAGGACAUUAAAGACGCUAUUGAUUCUAUAGCCCUCUCAACAUCUAAUGAGCUGAAGAGGGGGAGUAGAUACCUUUCUAUUGCAAAAUAGAAAUGCCAGACAUUCGAAGACGAAGGAUACUCCAGCCAAGCUAUUGCAGGAAGAAUUCUUCGGUCGAAUACGAGAGGUUUGGAGUCUUCAGAAGUUACAUACUAUCGAGGAAAUGAUCUUCGACCAUCUACGUGUAUUGUUCUGAAGAAUGUCGGAAAAUCGUUGAUGCGAAUUCUAGACAUCGAUAACUUAAGUACACACCGUCCACAUGUAGAUCAAAUGCUAUUUCAGGAAAGAGGUGAGUCAGUAUCGAUUUCGAUUGUUAAUUUUAAUGCUAAUGAGCAUAUUCUAGAUAAUACAGAAUCCUCAUGCAAUACAAUGUCAGACAGACUCAUAAUGAAUUUGAGUAGAAGACCUACGAUUGAUUACAAACACCUAGAAUCCAAUUUACGCUGCGGCGGAUGUGGUGCUUGAAUAAACUAAUGAUACCGUUGUACUUGUUGAAUGCUCGAUUUCGAAAUCCAAAUACAAAACAUUCGUUUGUACUUCUGUCUCACUUCUUAAUUCAAAUGCGUUAACUCCGGUAUUCCUUGUUCAUAAUACAAUUCCAAUAAUUCAAAACAUUAAAGAUGGUUCAUUGACAUCAUUACACCAAUAUGUACUCCACAACACGAUGCACCAACUCGUCCACUCACCUAAACAAUCAAUAAACAAACAAGAAAAAACAUCUCCUUACUCCAAUGAAUACAAAUGACAUAUAUAUGUGUAUAUAAAUAUAAAUUAACAAAGCACUAUAUCAGAUGGUGUUGCACACAUCACAAUCGAUUCAGAUAAUCAAAGAAUCGGUGGAUAUGUAUUUGCAUCAUUUCAAAUUUAUCCACAGUAAAACGUUUCCUCUACAAAAUAACAGGCUCAAAAUACCAUCUCAUCUUCCAACCAUUCAACAUAACACACUCAUCACUUCCUCGUAUUUCUGGGUACACGUGUUCCUUUCAACAACAACAUCUCCCACAUCCCACAUAACAUUUCACCAUUACUACAGACAUAUACACACAUUCAUAUGCAACUCGUAAUAAAUCAAUUGCAUCACAAACACCACCAUCAUCCACUCACCUGAUCUCUCAGUCGUCACCAUC
This is a messenger RNA of Schistosoma bovis, 6191 nucleotides long. The record is from the annotation of a GenBank genome assembly. NCBI's taxonomy places the organism in Eukaryota, Metazoa, Platyhelminthes, Trematoda, Strigeidida, Schistosomatidae.